Molecule: messenger RNA, 2271 nt
Organism: Sphenostylis stenocarpa
Lineage: Eukaryota; Viridiplantae; Streptophyta; Magnoliopsida; Fabales; Fabaceae
Source: the annotation of a GenBank genome assembly
AUGAGGCUUGCCAGUACAAAGGCAUCAAUACAUAAAUGGGGAGGUGGAAAUGGAUUGGUGGCUGUUGCUGUAGAAAAGGAUGAUAAAAGGAGCCGAAACGCUGUCAAAUGGGCUGCUGAUACUCUUCUUUCCAGAGGCCAAAUUCUUGUUCUAAUCCACGUUUUGUAUCCAACCUCCUCAUCUCUUUCCAGAGGCAGCCAAGCCAUAGUGUGCAACACCAACUGCCCAACUGCAUCUCCCCAGAGAGACAAACUUGUCAACAUUACGAAGGAGCUAUUUUGCACCUUUCAUUGCUAUUGUACACGCAAAGAUAUACAAUGCCUUGAUGUCGUUAUUGAAGACAUGGACAUCGUGAGAGGAAUAACUGAAUAUGUCUCUCAUGCUGCAAUUGAGCAUUUGGUGCUUGGUGCAGCCUCCAAGCAUGGCUUUAUUAGAUUCAAGUCAAGUAGUACACCAAACAGCAUAUUAAAGGGGGUGCCCGAUUUCUGUAGUGUGUAUAUCAUUUCUAAGGGGAAAAUCUCUUCGGUUCGGAAUGCUGCUCGAAAGGCCUCACAUGCCUCCCCACUGCUGAGGCAUAUAGAGACUCAAAAUGAUGAGAAUGGAAAUGAAUCUGAUGUAUCUUCUAGACGUUUGAGCUUCAAAGACACCAGGGUAGCACUCAGGCAGUCCACUUGGCAGGGUGAAUCCAUGAAAAAAUUUGGGCUGAGUGGAAGAUCAGGCAUAGACUACGCCGAAUCUGACACUGACAUAUCAUUUGUGAGCUCUGGUAGGCCCAGCAGUGUACGCUCAACCUCAGUUUUCUAUGAGUAUGGUGAUCAUGGCCGAAAUUCACGAACUUCAACCAGCUCAGAUCGUAGCAUGGGGUCAACAUGGAUGAAACUCAAGCACACUGACCCCAAUUCACCGGACCUUUCAUUUUCAGAGGAAAGCAGCCGUUCAUCAUUUUCUAGUUCGUUACAAAACAUUGACGAAGUAGAAGCUGAUAUGAGGAGGUUGAAGCUGGAGUUAAAGCAAACAAUGGAAAUGUACAGUGCUGCAUGCAAAGAAGCACUAACAGCGCAACAGAAGUUAGGGGAAAUGCACAGCUGGAAAAUGGAGGAAGAAAAGAAAUUAGAGGAGGCACGGCUGUCCCACGAAGCAGCAGACGCAAUUGCAGGGAAAGAGAAAGGAAGAAGUAAUCUAGCGAGAGAAACAGCUGAAGCGACGAAGACAAUUGCAAGGAUGGAAACAAAUAAAAGAGCAGAAACGUUGGAAAAUGUAGCCGAGAUAGAUAAUGGAUACAGGACAUACACAAUGGAGGAAAUUGAAAAGGCCACAAACAUGUUCUCGGAAUCUCAGAAAAUAGGGGAAGGGGGGUAUGGCCCUGUCUACAGGUGUUACCUUGAUAACACUGAAGUGGCCGUGAAGGUUCUUCGCCCAGGUUCCGCACAGGGGAAGUCGCAGUUUCAGCAAGAGGUAAACAUACUUGGGAGCAUGAGGCAUCCCAACAUGGUGCUUCUUGUAGGAGCGUGUCCAGAGGAGGGAGUGCUGAUAUACGAAUACAUGGCGAACGGAAGUUUGGAGGAAUGCCUAUUUAGAGAGGAGGAAGAAGCCAUGGGUUGGGAGCUCAGGUUUAAGAUAGCGGCAGAGAUAGCGGCGGGACUGCUGUUCCUGCACCAGACAAAGCCUGAACCGCUGGUGCACAGAGACCUGAAGCCAGCAAAUAUAUUGCUGGACCACAAUUACGUGAGCAAGAUAAGCGAUGUGGGACUCGCGAGGCUUGUGCCGGAAGCAGUGGCGGAGAAUGUGACGCAGUGCCGCAUGACUGCCGCAGCAGGAACCUUCUGCUACAUCGACCCGGAAUACCAGCAGACCGGAAUGCUGGGGGUGAAGUCUGACGUGUAUUCUCUGGGGAUCAUUCUUCUUCAGCUAUUGACAGGCAGGCGGGCCAUGGGCCUGGCCCACCUUGUGGAUGAGUCCAUUCAGCAUGACUCCUUUUCUCAAAUUCUGGACCCAUCCGUCCCGGACUGGCCCCUCCCACAGGCCCUCUCCCUUGCCAACUUGGCUCUCCAUUGCGCACAACUCCGGCGGAGGGACCGCCCUGACCUUGCCACCGUCCUCCUCCCUCACCUCCAGCUGUUGAGAGACUUUGCCCUACAUCGCCAUCAUCAUUCCUCCCAGGACCAGGACGUUCUCAGCGAACCCAUGUCUCAACACUCUGGAACCCCAUCAACCCCAUCAACGCCAACCACAGACCAACCAAAACAAGACCCAGGCGCCGAUGAUGAGUAA